This is a messenger RNA of Brugia malayi, 2412 nucleotides long. RefSeq lists its product as uncharacterized. Bases 1 to 2412 code for a protein of 803 amino acids. The record is from RefSeq and is a predicted model, not a curated record. NCBI's taxonomy places the organism in Eukaryota, Metazoa, Nematoda, Chromadorea, Rhabditida, Onchocercidae. Gene Ontology annotation, biological process: cell surface receptor protein tyrosine kinase signaling pathway; protein phosphorylation; cell differentiation. Gene Ontology annotation, cellular component: extrinsic component of cytoplasmic side of plasma membrane. Gene Ontology annotation, molecular function: non-membrane spanning protein tyrosine kinase activity; ATP binding; signaling receptor binding. The transcript is spliced from 19 exons.
AUGGAAAAUGGUGAUAUUGAGGAUUCGCAAUUAUCUGCUUCCACUAGUUUUGAUAUGAUUAGUGUUGGACCACAAAAUGCCAGAAUACGAAAGGAACUUGCGUCCGGCGCAUGGUGCCCAAAACCACUAAUUAAAGAAGGCUCAUAUGAAUUCUUGGAGGUAAAUUUUGAGCAAAUAUAUGUGAUCACAGGAAUUGAAACACAAGGUCGCUAUGGAAAUGGUACAGGUCGUGAAUAUACGACACAUUAUACAAUUGAAUAUUUAAGAUUGAAUAGUUCAUGGAUUAAAUAUCAUAAUGAAGAAUUAAUUGAAAUAUUUAAUGGAAAUGAUGAUACAUCGACCGCUGUACGACAAAAUUUUAUUCCACCAAUUAUUGCAUCAAAAAUUCGAAUUAUACCAUAUUCAAACUAUGCACGAACAAUGUGUCUUAGAGUGGAAUUUUAUGGAUGCAUCUAUAACGAUGGUUUAAUGUUCUAUUCGAUGAACAACGAUGGCUCCAGAAUUGAUAAUUACGAUUUUCGCGAUAAGACUUUUGAAAAAUCAAAUAUGUUUAGCCAUUUUACAAAUAAUAAAAAAGGUUUAGGAAUUCUCACAGAUGGUGUCAUUGCAACAACAAAUCCAUUGGAUGAUAUCACUGAUAGCGAUAAAAUUACACCAACAAGAUGGAUUGGGUGGAAUCAAUUGAUAACCAAUGGUACGGUGGAAAUUGUUUUCGAAUUUUCUGGCAUUCGAAAAUUUACACAACUUGAAAUUUGGACCUAUGGAAUAUCAUUACGAACAACGGAAAUAUUUUUUAGUCAUAAUGGCAAAAAAUUUUCGCUUGCUUCACAAAUGUCAUCCAUACAACGAAGACCAUUGGAUGCAGUACGAAAUUUACCAAUACGAAUACCACUUCAUAAUGCAACUGGACAAGCAGUAAAAAUGAAACUCAGCUAUAAAGAGCAAUGGCUUUUUCUAUCUGAAAUAUACUUCACAUCAAGCAUCGUUAGAAAAGCAAUUGAAUCGACGCGAAUUACUACUACUACUAUCAUCGCUACUACUACUACUGCUACUGCUACUGCUAUUAUCAUCAGCAUGUUUAAUAUAACUUCACCAACAACAAUUGAAGAAUCCGCUGGUAUCAUCCCGAUUAUUUAUUUCAUUGGUUUGGUAAUAUUAUUCCUACUCAUAACUUGCGUGCUGUGUGCAAUUUUAAUUUCACGACGCCAUGAACCAAAUCCAAAGAAUUACAACAGUGGAAGAGCAAAGGUUAUGGUAACAAGCCUAGGCGAGAAGGGCUUUUGCACUAAUUUCUGCGAUGCAAACGACAUUGAUUACCUUCAAAUUCAGAAUAAUGGCUUCUGUGCUGAUGAAAAGAAAUUAGCAACUGUCAAUAAACGAAAUAAGAAAUCUCCAUCAUGGUCUGAUUUUCAUUUUCCACCUCCACCUUCAGAUAUUUACGGUAUUAAUGAAUCAACAACAAUGGAACCAUUACUGCUACCCAAAAUACCUGUAUCACCUGUUGUUCCCAUCGUACGAAACAUAAGGGAUGAUCACAUCAGAUCUAAAAAAAUUAGCGCUGAUGAUAGUUUACAUUAUGCUACUGCAGCUGUUCGAAUUCCCGACUUUAAAGUAAAGCGACGAAUUGAAAAAUUUCAUAUGGAUCAGAUUGUAUUAGGUUGUGAAUUGGGACGUGGAAGAUUUACGGUAAUUCGAUCGUGUUCUAUUAAUGGUAACAAUUAUGCAGCAAAGAUAAUAACAGACAGAAAUAAGCAAACAAUAAAUGUGUUCAAUGAUGAAGUGAAGAUAUUAUCAGAAAUUAAUCAUGAAAAUCUCAUUAAGCUAUAUGGUAUUGAUGAUAAUUCAACAAUGUAUCUUGAAUUAGCGCUAUAUGGCAAUGUACGACAAUAUUUAGCUCAUAAGCCUGAGAUCAGCUUUUUAAACAAAUUACAAUUGGUGAUGGAAAUAGCCGCCGGGAUGAAAUAUUUGGAGCAAAAACAAAUUGUUCAUGGACAUUUGUCACCUCAAUGCAUUUUAAUUGAUCAAAAUAAAAUGAUCAAAAUUGCAUCACCACGAGGACAUCUUCAUCACGCACAACUUCGUUAUAGUGCACCAGAAUGUGUUAUUGCUAAUGAAUGGAGCAAUAAGAGUGACGUUUGGUCAUUUGCUGUGGCAGCAUGGGAAAUUUUCAAUGAUUGUACGAUGAUACCAUUUGCUAAAUUGACAAAUGCUCAAUUACUUGAAAAUGCUAAACAUAUCUUUAAUGGACAUAAUGCGAUAUAUUUAGAGCUUCCCAUCCAUUUACCUCAACAGGUAUCGAAUCUCAUUGGCGAAUGUUGGCAAAGGAUAUCAAACGAUCGACCAACAUUUCUCGAAAUUCAAUACGUUUUAUCAAUGAUACAAUCGGGUUUAUCCAUUUCUAAAAAGAUGUAA